AUGGACCAAUUGCUGACCAAAGACCAGGAGGUGCUUUACAAGCUCUUCCAGUGGUCAUGCAUGGGGAACUCCAAGCUUACGUUGAUUGGAAUCGCCAACGCUCUGGAUAUGACGGACCGAUUCCUGCCACGGUUGAAGGCCAAGAAUUGCGAACCUCAGCUGUUGAACUUCAACCCUUACCAAGUCUCGGAGAUCCGAGAAAUCAUCAUGGAUCGACUUUUCUCCUUGGAGGGUAGCGAUGACUCGGCCAAGGAGGACACAGAGAACAAGUGCAGCGAUGAAUCAAUGGCGACAGCAACGGUCAAGGGUAGAAUGCUCAAGGUGGCGCCUCUGAUGCAAAAGCCUGCAAUUGAACUCUGUGCACGCAAGGUGGCUGCUGCCACUGGUGAUCUGCGCAAGGCGCUGGAUAUCUGUCGACAGACGAUCGAGAUGGUUGAGUUGGAAACCAAGAAGAAGGAAAGAAUGAUGGCACGUCAUUCUGUCCCUACAACUCCCACGACGGAGAAGCCUAUGCCUCUGCAGGAGAUCAGUCUGGCUGAUUUGGAGAACCGGAUUGCCGGAGGCACAACUCUGGUGGGUAGAAGGAUCCUUCAUCCGCGCACACAUUCAACGUCGUCCGUGCCGUCGCUGUCUGUUUACGGUGGCGGCUCAACAAUGCUGACCAGUGGGGUUACUAUUCAAGAAGCGCCCAAGGUCACGAUUGAGCAUGUCAAGCGGGCUUUGACCUCUGCGUUUGGCUCUCCCAUGGUCCAGAAGAUGAAGAAUCUCAAUGUUCACCAGCUAAUUGUCCUUGCAAUUUUGGUGAUCAAGAUUCAAGCAGGCAAGACUAUUGACUGCGAUGUUGGAAAGGUCUUUGACCAUUACGCCAUUGCGUGCCGUAGCAGCAACAAAAUCGGGGCGGUGAGCCGAGGCGAAUACCAAGAUCUUAUCAACAUGCUCGAGGCCAACGGAUUGGUGACUCUGAGCAAGGCCAAGGAAGAGCGUCUUCGCAAGCUGACCUUGGUGCCUCGUGAGACCGAGGUUCUGGAUGCCAUCAAGGACCAAGCCAUUCUCGAGGCGAUCCUUACCAAGGCCGGUGUCAAGCUCAACAUCGCUGACAGCGAGUAG
Linnemannia hyalina is the source of this 1107-nucleotide messenger RNA. The record is from the annotation of a GenBank genome assembly. NCBI's taxonomy places the organism in Eukaryota, Fungi, Mortierellomycota, Mortierellomycetes, Mortierellales, Mortierellaceae.